Messenger RNA from Limulus polyphemus (Atlantic horseshoe crab), 3547 nucleotides. RefSeq names its product malonyl-CoA decarboxylase, mitochondrial-like. Gene Ontology annotation, molecular function: malonyl-CoA decarboxylase activity. Gene Ontology annotation, biological process: positive regulation of fatty acid oxidation; fatty acid biosynthetic process; acetyl-CoA biosynthetic process. The transcript has 8 exons. The record is from RefSeq and is a predicted model, not a curated record. NCBI's taxonomy places the organism in Eukaryota, Metazoa, Arthropoda, Merostomata, Xiphosura, Limulidae. Gene Ontology annotation, cellular component: mitochondrial matrix; peroxisomal matrix. The coding region runs from base 440 to 1672 and encodes 410 amino acids.
GAAAAUUAUUUAGCACACGGACUAUUCAAAACAAAUACUCAGUAUAUUCAUGGACAAAUGAAUACUGUGUUUCACAUACUCUGUUCCAUUCCACAUAUGUUCUCCUUUAUCUGAUUCACUCUUUUCUGCCCAAAACUUUGGUGACUUGUGAGGAACAUUCUUUGUUCAUGCUGAUUUCCCUUCCCUCCAUUUCCCACCUUCAUUUUCGGUCUGAUCCUGAUAGACUUUUGUGUCCCAUCUGUGCUCUUUGUUGUUAUAUUGCCCACACAGCCACCUUCUGUGGUUUCCAAUCCCAUCUUUUCAUUCCCUGGAAACUUUCCUCCUUACGUGACUUUUCUUUUUCUACCCUUACAUGUUAAGUUUGUCAACUUAUUAGAUUGGCAUAUUCCUCUCUGUCUCCUUCUUACCACAAUUUGUUCUAGGUGUUGUCACAUCCAAUAUGGCACCUUACCUUUUCCCUGGCAUCUCAUCUCCAUCAUCUUUUGGAGGAAAUUCUUUAUAUGGGCAUGUGGGCAACACCUCAUCCAUUCAUCUCCCACUACCUACAUUGGAUGGCUAUAUCUUCCUUAUCUGGAUACUGCUUUCCACCUGUUGCCAUCCUUCAAACAUCAAUUUGUAUCUUCUGUCUAUGUUAGAGCCUAACAAGUCAAUAGCUCCAAACAUAAAAGCCUUAAAUAAAACACUUAGAGAUCUUCUAUCUCUUUGGUUCUCUGCUGGCUUCAUGAGAUUACAACGGGUAACAUGGGACUCAUCGUGUGAUAUGCUACAAAAGAUAUCAGAAUAUGAAGCUGUCCAUCCUGUUCGUAGUUGGGGAGAUCUGAAACUCCGAGUUGGUCCAUACCGGCGUUGUUAUGUCUUCACUCACAGUAGCAUGCCUAAGGAGCCAAUUGUUGUUCUUCAUACAGCAUUAACUACUGAAAUAUCAACUUCUAUACAGUCUAUUGUUAAUCAUGCACAUCUUCAGUUGGAGGAAAAAUUGUUUCAGCCUUUGAGCAAGGAUGUUGUAGAAGAUCCUAAAAAUAUUCAUGCUGCUGUCUUUUAUUCCAUAUCUUCAACCCAGAAAGGCUUACAGGGUAUUGAGCUAGGAACUCAACUGAUCAAACAAGCUGUUAAAGAUGUGCUUGCAGAAUUUCCACGAAUUUCCUUGUUCUCUACACUUUCACCUGUUCCUGGCUUUCGAGACUGGCUCUUAUUAGAACUUAGCAAAGAUGAAAGAGGAGCAUUACUGUCAUCUUUCUUUCUGACUGAUGAGGAAUACACCUCAUUAAAAGAUCAUCUGUGCAAAAAUAAUGCUGUUUCUGUGAGGGAACAAAUCUUAGAAAUGCUGAAGUCGAACCAGUGGUUGCAGGAUGCAAACUUAAGUGAAUUACUUAAGGUUCCAUUCAUGAGAUUGUGUGCUCAAUACCUAUAUAGAGAAAAAAGAAGAGGUUAUGCUCUUAACAGUGUAGCUCAUUUCCAUUUACGAAAUGGUGCCUGUAUUUGGAGACUUAACUGGUUGGCUGAUAAGUCUCCACGAGGUCUCACUAGCAGUUGUGGUAUUAUGGUAAACUACAGGUAUUUUUUGGAGGCUACUGAAAUUAACAGUCAGCGUUACAUAGAAAAACAGCAUGUGGAAGCAUCAGAACAGUUCUUACAUCUUCUUGGCCUGUCACAUCAUAAGUCUUCUUUAUAAGAAAUAGUACAAUAUUUCUGUAAGGUAUAACACCAGCUUAUUAAAAGUAUAAUAAAUAUUAUAUGGGAAGGAAAAUCAAGAAGCUUAUAUUUUUAGCUACUCACAUAUAAGAUAAGUCAAUCUUUCCUUUUUAUUUUCAUAACAAUUUAUAUUGCUUUUCUUAAAUGAAAAUCAUUACAUAAUUUUUUAUCCAAGCACAGAAUAUUUUACAGUAGUUUUACUUUGAACCUUCAUUUUUCUAUGUAUAUGAAAGCUUUAUUGAGAUAGCAUUACUCAAAAUACCCUUCUAAGCAACUAUUGGAUACACAUUCACUGUUAAGCAAUAAAAAAUGUUUAGUUUGACUGAAGCGUAAGAAUAUUUCUACUGUAAUUGAAAAUAAAUGUAGUGCUUCUGUGUGUAAACAAAUGAUAAAUUAUUCAAAUACAUAGAUUAACUUACAUUGAGAACUUAACUAGUUUUUAUUAUUAAACAAUCUAGAUUAUACAACUAUUGAAAAUUAGUCCUCUGUGAGAUCACUAUUUGUGUGUUUUUGUGAGUGGUGGUAGUACAUGAUUUUUGAAGUGUUGUGAACAAAAAUAUUGCAUUAUCUAACAUAACAGUUCACAUUUAAAUAAAGUUAAAGAUUUUAAGAUUUAAUAUUGACCUUUAGCUUAAAGUGCAAGGGGUUUAGUAAUCAGUCCUUAUGCAUUAGUUUAAAAUGCUCAAAUACACAGUACUGACUGAUUUACAAGAUGCUGAGCCAAGAUGCUUGAGAAAUUUUAGUUUUGAUUCUAACUGUUUAAGUGAGAUUAUGUUAAAUUUUUAGAAUGAAUAUACUGUUAUAGAUAGAAGUUAUCCAAGAAUAUAUGUAUAUUUUGUAAAUAAAUCACUUCCUUUCUCACACUUUUACAAAAUGAAAGUUUUUUUUUUUUUGCUUAUUUUAUCCUGCCUUAAAAUGUAAAAGUAAACAUACAUUAUUAGAAAGAAUUAUGAUAAAUAAAAAUUUAACCAAAGAUGCUUGUGAUUGCUAAAAAUCUGUAUAUUCUAUAUAUUCAUGUUUUUUUCUCCUUUAAUCAUAAUAUAUAAAUAUAGUAUUUGAUGUUUUUACAUAAUCUCACAUGUAAAAUAUUAUGUUAGUAAUUUUUAAAUCACAGAUCUAACAUUUAUUUCACUUGUAUAUUUACAGGUAUAACCUUGUGAACAAAUUUGAAGUAAAAUAGACUCAAAUCCCCAUAGAAACUUAAAAAUGUUUUGAUCAAAUUAAGAAAUUAAAACACCAUAUAUUCUGCAUCAGCAUUUCUCUUCAAUUUCACCAUUUGGGGGUACUAUGUACUCCAUAUUUUCUGGAGCUACAAAUAUAAAAUAGAAGGUAUAAAAGGUAAAGCAAUCAACUAAGUCUAGUACAUUAAAUUACUCUUAAAAUUUAAUUCUGCCUACCUACCUCAUGAUGUAAUAAAUAGGUUAAAGAUGACUUUGAAAUGGUGGUCCAUGAAAGAGCAGCAUAUGGAGACAGAAAUUUUCAUGUAUGAGUGCUUUAAUUCAUGUACAGAUGUUCGUGAAGGGGACAUUGUUGUAGGUGGACAGUGCUCUGUAUAAUAAUCAUAUUACUUCAGAAGUUACACAAUAAUAGAUUAAAAUAAGAAAAUAAAAUAAUAUAAUAUUAUAUAUAUAUAUAUAUAUAUAUAUAUAUAUAUAUAUAUUAGAAAAUUGAAUGAAGUGUUAAAAUUGGAAGCAUAUGAAAAAACUAAUAAAAUAAUUUAUUGGUUAGUACACCAAUCUUUGGUCUGUUUAAUAAUCAAUUAAAACACCUCUUUCAUUUUGUUUUGUGACAUAAGUUGUUAUAAUAAAGGAGCAUGUAUAAAUGAAGAAUAAAAAUUAAAACCUCUUGUUGUCUA